Molecule: messenger RNA, 1000 nt
Organism: Helianthus annuus (common sunflower)
Lineage: Eukaryota; Viridiplantae; Streptophyta; Magnoliopsida; Asterales; Asteraceae
Product: protein TsetseEP
Exons: 2
Coding region: 146-676 (176 amino acids)
Source: RefSeq, a predicted model, not a curated record
AAAAUACACCCUGUGAAUGAUCUCUCUCAUCAAUCACACUUCUAUAUAAACCCAUGUUUCCCCACCAUUUCUUUUCACCCUCAAAACUCCAUUCAUCACCAUCUUUCUAUUCUUCUUCUUCUUCUAAUUCCCUGCUUUUGUAACCAUGGCUACUGCUCAGGUUGUAUCAGCAACAACAGCAUUGCAUGAUGAGAAAAUUGAGGAGAAAUCGAAUGUCGAAAUCGGAGAGGACAUAAAGAGCACAAAUGAUCAAGAAACAACACCACAACCACAAGAAGACCAGCCCCCUAAAGAAAAACCUCUUGAUGACAUAACUGUUGCACCUGAACCUGAUGUAGCUGCUCCUGAAGUCCUAGAAGCCAAACCAGAACCAAAAGCCGAACCAGAACCAGAAGCCGAACCGGAAGCCCUUGCAGCUGAGGUUGAAACCAAAGUGGUUCUAAAAGAAGAAGAAGAAGAAGGUAAGGAUAUUCCUGUGGAUCAGCCUGCAAAGGUGGCACCCGAGCCAUGUGUGGAGGAAGAGGCUAAAGAAACCAAAGAACCAGAAGGUGAACCGGUGGAAACCAAAACCGAAACCGAAGCGGAAGCGGUACCCGAGCCGACCGAGGUGGCAAAGAGUGAAGGUGAACCGAAGGAGGAGUCUGAGAAGAAAGAAGAAGGUGCAGCAGCUGAGUAGAUCAUUUGAAGUGUGCAUGCUUCUUGUGGAUCUAUUUGGUUAUUAUCUUUAGUUUGAUUUUGAUUAAAAGUUUGUGAAAUUCCAGCUGGGAUAGGUUAUUGUGUAAUCAAAGGCAGGCUUGGCCACGUGGCAAGCAUGGGUUGGGUAGAAACUAGGGUUUUAUUUAAGGGAACAUGCAGGUCAGGGUUUGCUGGUAAUAAACUCCCAGGCUGGAUUUGUUUAAUUUUCAUGAAUAAAGUGUGUAUGUUUUUAUGUUAUUCUAAGGUGGCUUACCUGUAAUGCUUUGUCCUUGCAGUUAUAUAUGAGUUACUUUUUAGUGAUCAA